Messenger RNA from Geosmithia morbida, 1530 nucleotides. Its product is annotated as epsin. The transcript has 2 exons. The record is from RefSeq and is a predicted model, not a curated record. Gene Ontology annotation, molecular function: clathrin binding; phospholipid binding. Bases 1 to 1530 code for a protein of 509 amino acids. Lineage: Eukaryota; Fungi; Ascomycota; Sordariomycetes; Hypocreales; Bionectriaceae. Gene Ontology annotation, cellular component: plasma membrane; endosome; clathrin vesicle coat. Gene Ontology annotation, biological process: endocytosis; Golgi to endosome transport.
AUGGAUAUAAACGACAUCAAGAGUACCGUGGCGAACCUGACCUUGUAUGACAUCAAGGCCGGGUUCCGCAAGGCCCAGAAUGGUACAUCCGACCCCAACCCGCCCCAAACCCUCAACGAGAUCAUGCCCAUGAUCUACCGCCGAUUCACCGAGAAGGCGGCCGAGGAGUGGCGCCAGAUCUACAAGGCCCUCCAGCUGCUCGAGUUCCUGGUCAAGCACGGGUCCGAGCGUGUCAUCGACGACGCCCGCGGCCACCUGACGCUGCUCAAGAUGCUCCGUCAGUUCCAGUACAUUGACCAGAACGGCAAGGACCAGGGCGUCAACGUGCGGAACCGCGCCAAGGAGCUGGCCGAGCUCCUGAGCGACGUCGACCGCAUCCGGACCGAGCGCAAGAAGGCCCGCGCCACCAAGAACAAGUACACCGGCGUCGAGGGCGGCACGUUUGGCAGCGGAGGCAGCUUCUCCAGCGGCGGCGGUCGCUACGGAGGCUUCGGCAGCGAGUCGGCCGGGGGUCCCUCGGCCAGCUUUGGCGGCUACUCGGGUGGCGUGUACGGCGACGGUGGCGGCUUCGGCGGCCAGGAGCCCAACGACUUCCGCAGCGGGGGCAGCAGGUCCGACAGGUUCGAGGAGUACGACGAGUACGACGAUGGCGGCGGUGCCGGCCGCGCCAGGUCGUCCAGGCGCGCUGGCGAGAGGCCGUCGAGGAGGGCACCCGCCGCUGCCUCCGCCGCUCCCGCUCAGCCGGCCAAGAAGAAGGAGAAGGAGCCCGAGGUCGACCUCUUCUCGUUUGACGAGCCGGCCCAGACGUCGACGCCCGCCCUGGCCGCGUCCGGCGGCGGCGGCGGCGGGUCUUCCGGUCUCGCCGACCUGGCCGGCGGCUCGUCCGCCCCCGCCGCUGCCGGCAACGACGACGACGAGUUUGACGAUUUCCAGUCGGCCGCGCCCGCCGCUGCCCCCGCCGUCACCUCGUCGGCUGCCUCGACGGCCCGGUUCGCCGCCCCGCAGCCUCAGUCGGCACCGCAGCAGGCCAACAUCAGCCAGAUGGUCAGCAUGUCGUCCAUCUCGCCCACGCCGACCCCGGGAGCCAACUACUCCGCCUUUGCCGCCCCCGCGGCCGGGGCCCCGGCAGCUCAGCCCAUGGGCUUCCAGCCGACCGGUCCCAACUACUUUGGCGGUGGCGGCAUGGCGGCGCAGUCCACGGGCGGCACCGCUGCUUCUGCGGCCGCGGGCGGCCUCGGCAGCCCCCUGUCGGCGACCUCGGCUCCCAGCGCGAAGGCGGCCGCGGGCGGCUCCAGCUCGGCUGCUGCUGGUGGCGGUGACGCCUUUGGCGCCCUGUGGGGCAAGGCCAGCGCCGGCAUCAAGAAGACCAGCACGCCCACCAACGCCCCCGCAUUGGGCCAGCUGGCCAAGGAAAAGAGCAGCGCCGGCAUCUGGGGGGCCCCGGCCUCCCAGCCGACGGGCAGUGCAGGUCCCCGUCCUGCUCCUGCUGCUCCUCAGGGCGGGUCUGCGUCCGACGACCUUCUCGGUUAG